AUGAAGAUGAAGAUGCUGCGCCUCGCAGAGUGGGAUCCUUCACACGCCGUCCAGGAUCUUAACCACAACUUCGUGGACUACAAGGGCAAUGGUAGCAGGCAUUCAACUUCGUUCUACGUGGACUGCGUACAGACCUAUGGUUGUGGCUCUGGAGGACUCUUCUCGAGACUGAGCUCGAUCAGCUGUCCCUGUAAGAGAGCGGUGAACGAAUUUGCUGAGAAGUUAUGAUGCUUUUUCGAACUGCAACUGGCCCUGGCGAAGGAACUCUAAUUAGCAAGCUUCUAUUUUCUUCAGGAAAUAUGAGGAACCACAUAAGAAGCCCGUCAACCAGCACGAGCAUUGUACUGAUAGUGAUGAAGUUUCCUGUCGGCAUCUCGACUCUCUCCAUCUUCUAAUUUCAACUGUGAUAGAAAACGGGGCAGCGAUUUUUGGCGAGCAAGAGCAACAGUGUAAGCAGCUUACGUACUACUACGAGGUCGCGGAAGACAAGUGGUGGAAGUGUUGCGCUAAGCCGGAGCCGGAAAGUCCAGAGCUGCCGUUCAUCGGACCGAUUUUGAAAGGAGGUAAUCGUGCUUGUUUAAAGUACUUGUAUCUAUUCCCACGGACUAUUCCCACAGUAAUUCUGCGCAGUGGGAAUGGACCUCUAUGAUCAUCUUUGUCUUUCUAUCCACUUAUAUUUUGUGGCAACAAGAACAACCCUCUAUCUCUCUAUAUCUUCUACUAGGCGAAAGAAGGUUCCCUUCAUUUCUACAUUCAGCAGGUGGCAAUAACAACCCUCUAUCUCUCUAUACCUAGCUGCCUCCAACGUCUCUAUUUCAGGCGGCAAUGAGUCGACGCCGAUGUUUCCCCGUGGAGUGCGAAAGGCCCUGAGCAACAUAACGCAGCCUGUUUUGGCUUUUGCACGGGGUGUCCUAGGAGGCGUGGAUAAGGAUCGAAUGCGACAAUAUUGCCAGGAAAUGAGACCAGUGGAAAAUGCUUUUGAUUUAUGAAAAUAAGGUUGAAAGAGAAUUCUGCAAAGAGUUGCGCGUAGGAGGAGGUGCUUUUUGGCGUUGUGAAUGGAAGUUGUUUGCAUUUAGUGAAAAAGUAGUUUUGAAUUGAUGUCUGAGUCUAAGACCAGCUUCUCAAGUUGCGGAUGUGACGGGGAGUCGUUCACACAUAGCCGACGCCACAGACGAUGACAGUUCGGGUUAAGGCUUGCAUGGAAGUUCACCAUCUUGUGCCACAUACCUAACUUCUAUCACCUAUCACUUAUCAUCCAGUAUCUAUUAUUGAUGGCGUUAAUCUACUCGGCGAUCUGCCUAAGAUUUCCCCGACGACCUCUACCCGCUAAUCUGUAGCUUGUUGCUGGAUUGUUAGUGGUCUCGUGGCUGUUCCUGUUGAUCCUGAUAUAGAACGACUGGGCUGCUGGUUUGCCAGUAUCUACUAUUGCCUAUUUCCAUCUUCAUCGCGUGGCUCUUGAAGCCACCUCUCGUCCCUUUCCCCAUCUGAAGCAGGAUAGUUCUACCAUCAUUUACAAACUUCUAACUCGCGACACUUUUCUGUCUCGAGCCGAAGGGGAGAAACUUAUUGCGGCAAGCGCGGAGGGAGUGUGUCUGCUGGUCGGGGAAGCGAGAAUGUAUAAAAUUAGGCAAAUACGGCAAACGAAAACCGGGCAUCGGACACCUGUACAACGUGUUUUUCUUGUGA
This is a messenger RNA of Amoebophrya sp. A25, 1686 nucleotides long. The record is from the annotation of a GenBank genome assembly. NCBI's taxonomy places the organism in Eukaryota, Dinophyceae, Syndiniales, Amoebophryaceae.